UGCGAAUUUUACGGUUUACGGUACAGGCACGUGGCUUACAACUAUACACUUCAGUCAGGGAAACGUCAUUAAAACCACAAAAACGAAUAAAAUUACGUGUGAACAGCUAAUUAUGUAUUUCCGUAUGCGAAGGUUCCCCCUGAUAUCGGUUUUCACACGGACCAUUAAAGUGUUGUACACGGUAGUCAAUGACUUUUUAGUAAGAGCAGGUCAGUAGAGUUUUUUCAAAAUAUCCGAUUCUUUAGACAAUUCUUCGUUUUUGAGAUCUGAAGGCGAAUUCGAGGUAAAAUAGUGUAUCAUUCAUGACGUUUAAAAUUUUGUGGGAAAAAGGAGGAACGAAUUUUCAGCAAUAUUUGUAUACGGAGUUUAUUUCUGAGGUGUUACAUAUAAAAGCUAUUUAAUUAAUAUUGUAGUAAAAUAUGGACCUCGUAUAGUAAUUCUUAAAAUAAAACUCUCCACCAUGCUGUGUGUUUCCACGUUGUCCCUCUGGAGAUCCUUGCAGAAGAGUUUAUUGUGCAAACCCAGUAAAUGUUCAGUUCACUGGGUGCUGGCGAACGCCGCAGUCCGAAGAGCCUUGACGUUGUCUGGUCCCAGAACGUCGAGGGGAAAUGUCAUGCCAGUUUUCAGCAAAGCCUUGGCUUAUGAAGAUAAAGUGGCAAUAAUAGAUGAGAGCAGGAGCCACAGUUACAGCUGUCUUUACCACAGCAGUAGAGGUUUAGCAGCACAGAUACAGCAAGCAUUAACCUGCCACUCUGGAGAUUUACAGGGCAAGCGCGUUUCCUUUCUGUGUGCCAAUGAUGCGUCCUACACGGUGGCUCAGUGGGCCACGUGGAUGAGCGGUGCCACAGCCGUUCCCCUCUACAGGAAGCACCCGGCAUCUGAGCUUGAGUAUGUGAUCUCAGACUCUCAGAGCUCGCUGGUGCUGGCUGGUGAGCCUUAUUCUGUCACGAUGGAGACUUCAGCGCAAAAACUCGGGCUGCCGUGUCUGCGUCUGCCUCCGACUGCCAGUCUGGAUGCAUUGCAUACAUCAGGGCCACGUUGCCAGUUCGACGAGGAGGCGAUUUCUGAUUGGGCAGAAAGACCGGCUAUGAUUAUUUACACCAGUGGAACGACAGGACGACCAAAAGGAGUCCUGCAUACACACAGCAGCCUGCAGGCCAUGGUCCAGGCUCUGGUGAACGAAUGGGCUUGGAGCAAAGAUGAUGUGAUUCUUCACACACUUCCCCUUCAUCAUGUGCAUGGCAUCGUAAAUAAGCUCAUGUGCCCGCUGUGGGUUGGGGCCACCUGCAUCAUGCUGCCUGACUUCAGCCCUCAGAAGGUAUGGGAGAGGUUGUUGAGUUCUCAGUCUCCUGUGGUAUCCGUGUUCAUGGCUGUUCCCACCAUCUACUCUAAACUGAUCCAGUACUAUGAGCAGCAUUUCACACAUCCACAUGUACAGGACUUCAUCCGAGCUGUGUGUAAAGAGCGGAUCCGGUUGAUGGUGUCUGGUUCGGCCGCUCUCCCUCAGCCCGUCCUGGAGCGUUGGAAAGAGAUCACAGGUCACGUCCUCCUGGAGCGCUACGGCAUGACCGAGAUCGGAAUGGCGCUGUCCAACCCGCUGAACGGACCGCGGGUCCCUGGUGCAGUCGGCUCUCCACUCCCAGGUGUCGAAGUACGAAUCGUCAUGACAAACAAGAGCAACACCAGCAUCGCCGUGGGCAACAGCAAGCACACACGGGUAAAGCCAGGGCUGGAAGGGCGGGAGGGUGAGCUGCAGGUUCGAGGCUCCUGUGUGUUUCAGGAGUACUGGAAUAAACCACAGCAGACCGAGGAGAACUUUACACCAGACGGCUGGUUUAAAACUGGAGACACUGCGAUCUACAAAGACGGGGUCUACUGGAUCAUGGGACGAACUUCUGUAGACAUCAUAAAGAGCGGCGGCUACAAGAUCAGCGCUCUGGAUGUGGAGCGCCACCUGCUGGCUCACCCUGACAUCGACGAUGUGGCUGUAAUCGGGGCACCGGACUCCACCUGGGGGCAGAAGGUUGUAGCUGUUGUGCAGAUGAAGGAUGGGAAGAUGAUUGAUCUUUCUGAGCUGAAAGCCUGGGCCAGAGAGCACAUGGCCCCGUACACCAUCCCAACCGGGCUGAUUGUGGUGGAGGACAUGCCAAGGAACCAGAUGGGGAAAGUGAAUAAGAAAGACCUCCUUCGUCAGUUCUUUCCUCACUGACAGUCUUCUCCACUCCUCUUUUCUCCCCCUUUUCUUUGGGGUCAGUGCUGAGGGUUUGUAUUGAACAGUGAAACCUGGUCUGGCUAAUGAAGUCUAAUAAUCUGUUCAUGAAGAACACCACCAGCAGACUGGAGUGAAUUUCCACGUUUACCUUUAUCUCUGAUGAUCAGGGGGAACAGUGUUCACGUGCUGACGUCACCUCAGCUUUAUUCAGGAUACAUUUAUUUUGGGUAAAAAAAAAAGAGUCAUUACAUUGUGUGUGUGUGUGUGUGUGUGUGUGUGUGUGUGUGUGUGUGUGUGUGUGUGUGUGUGUGUGUGUGUGGUCAUGUGAGGGGGUUCUGAAAUGCUUUGUUCGGUAAUUAUUGUGAUAUUGUCAAUAGGUUUAUAAUAGACUUGAAGGAAAAUCACAAACGUGGAUCAACAACAUAACAAACAAUUCCAUAUUUGUCUUCAUGUGUUCACCAUCCCAGAAUGCUUUGCUGCGCUCAGGAAAACUGUGAGUGACCUGAAAGAUGCCGUGUUCCAGGAAAUAUGUUUUUUAUAUGCUCGAUAUGAAAAAAGGAGAGGUUUUGCACAGUAAUGGUUAUAUUGAGUUUAAAAGUAAAAUAAUGUAAAGAUUAUUGGAAGAUUUUUAAAUGUUUUUAUCUAUUAUACAAUAUAGAAUGAAGAUCUGUAUAGAUGUAACACACGGACGAUCUAUAAUCUGUGUUUUAGGUGUGUUUAGGAAUAAAUUGUUCAAUAAAAGACAACAAAACUGCACACGAGUUUAAAGGAUUUUAACUGAAAAUAAAUGUUAAUUAUUUCUA
Molecule: messenger RNA, 3015 nt
Organism: Silurus meridionalis
Lineage: Eukaryota; Metazoa; Chordata; Actinopteri; Siluriformes; Siluridae
Gene: acsf3
Product: acyl-CoA synthetase family member 3
Exons: 10
Coding region: 461-2209 (582 amino acids)
Biological process (GO): fatty acid metabolic process
Molecular function (GO): medium-chain fatty acid-CoA ligase activity
Source: RefSeq, a predicted model, not a curated record